GAGACCAUCGAUGAGACCAUCGAGGGAGCGGCGGAGGAGUCCCUGGAGGAGAAGUGCAUGGACGACGAGAGCGAGAGCAUCCCGGAGGACGACCUGGGCAUUACGGUGGAAAGAGACAACGGGGCCUUGGAAGACGAGGCCGCGGUCCGGCGAAUG
This is a messenger RNA of Prorocentrum cordatum, 156 nucleotides long. Lineage: Eukaryota; Dinophyceae; Prorocentrales; Prorocentraceae. The record is from the annotation of a GenBank genome assembly.